GGGGCCAGCGCUGCCUGUGACAGCCGUGCGGAGCCAGCCGCCCCCAGCAGCGCUGCCAGCAGGCAGAGAUGCCCCAGCCGGUGCCCCCCUGCAGCUCCGCUGCUGUCCGCGUCGCUGUCCUGCUGGGCUGCGCCUGCCUCAGCUCGGCCGCUCCACGGGGCAGCAAGGGGCGCGCCUUGAUCCCCCUCAGCCCCCAGGAAGAAGCCUCCUGUCCCGAAGCCUCUGCGGACGCCCUCCUGAGCAGCAGCCUCACCACCCGCCUGCUGCCCGCGCUCUACUCGCUGGUGCUGCUGGUAUCGCUGCCAGCCAACGCCCUGGCAUGCUGGGUGCUGCUGGCCAACUUCAGGAGGUGCUCCAGCGCCCUCUUCCUGCUCAACCUGGCCGCCUCCCACCUGCUCUUCGCCCUGGUGCUGCCCCUCAAGAUCUCCUACCACCUGCUGGGCAACCACUGGCCCUUCGGCGAGCUCCCCUGCCGCGCCCUGGUGGCCUCCUUCUACGGCAACCUGUACGGCUCCAUCCUCUUCGUCACCUGCGUGGGGCUGGAGCGCUACGUCUCCGUGGUGCACCCCUUCGCCUGGAAGGGCUCCAGCUGGACGUGGGGCAAGGCAGCCCUCUGCCUGCUGCUCUGGCUCGGGGUAGGGCUGGGCGUGUGCCCGCUGCUGCUGCGCGCCCAGACCCGGCGCCUCGACGGCCUCAACAUCACCACCUGCCACGACGUGCUGGGCGAGGAGCAGCACCGCCAGCUGGCCAACUACUUCGUGCUCCUGGUGGGGCUGGGCUUCGGCUUGCCCUUCGUGCUGAUGGCCGCCUCCUACGGCUGCGUGCUGGCACGGCUGCUGGGCAAGGGCGGGCGGCACGGGCGGGUGGCACGCCUCCUGGCCUUGGUCCUCCUGGUCUUCGUCUGCUGCUUCACCCCCAGCAACGUGCUCCUCUUCAUCCACAGCCUGCUGGAGGCCUCCGGGUGCAGCAUCAACCUCAGCUACGCUCUCUACACCGUGGCCCUGCUGCUCGCUGCCUUCAGCAGCUGCUUCGAUCCCUUCCUCUACUUCUACAGCUCCCAGGAUUUUCGGGGCUGGCUCCGGCGAGCAGGCAGCCGCUGCCUGCCCGGGAUGGACACUCCCUCGGGGGGGACCACGGGGAAGGCAGUCUCGCCCCUCAGGUCCAGCGAGCAGAGCCAGCUGUAGGCAGGCGGAGGAGCUGCUGCGCCCUCCCUGGGCGGCGGACACCACCCUGGCUCGGGGAGAAGGAUGCCAGCCUGCCUCCGAGGGUCCCCAAGGCUUUGCCCUGGCUCGGCAGCUCCUCCAGCGCCGCUGGCCCCGUCCUGUGUCUGUCCCCCGGCUUGGCCCUGUCCCCUCCUUGUCCCCGCUGCUGCUGCUGCAGCGAGCACAGCCUGCAGAG
Molecule: messenger RNA, 1398 nt
Organism: Pogoniulus pusillus (Red-fronted tinkerbird)
Lineage: Eukaryota; Metazoa; Chordata; Aves; Piciformes; Lybiidae
Product: proteinase-activated receptor 4-like
Exons: 2
Coding region: 69-1184 (371 amino acids)
Biological process (GO): phospholipase C-activating G protein-coupled receptor signaling pathway; thrombin-activated receptor signaling pathway; blood coagulation
Cellular component (GO): plasma membrane
Molecular function (GO): thrombin-activated receptor activity
Source: RefSeq, a predicted model, not a curated record